Ilyonectria robusta is the source of this 1958-nucleotide messenger RNA. RefSeq lists its product as uncharacterized. The record is from RefSeq and is a predicted model, not a curated record. The coding region runs from base 1 to 1839 and encodes 612 amino acids. The transcript is spliced from 2 exons. Lineage: Eukaryota; Fungi; Ascomycota; Sordariomycetes; Hypocreales; Nectriaceae.
AUGGUAGUCUUUGGUGUCAAGAGUCGGUCGCUACCCACACACGGUGAAAAGACCGACAUAUCCCUCUCAUCGGCAGACGAAUCCUUUGAGGAAAAUAAAUCCGCCCCGGCUACUUCUGGGAGGGGGCAUUCGGAUGAGCACCACGUCACAUCAAAGUUCGUUGAGGCCAUGAAGAACCCCGACUGGCGCAGGCGACGCGAGGAUAACACGUCUUCUACGUCGACUCAAUCAGGAUUCACGGCAGCCGAAUCCAAUGGCUCCAAGCCAGAUAUGGAAUUUGCAAGACCCUGCUCAAAGGCUUCCUCGAGUGGCCACCAGAACCUCGGAAGGUUUGGGCCAUGGGAUCACAUUGCUUUCAGUCACUGGAAGUCUACCCAUGGGAGUUCCGAGCCUGAUGCUGAGCCUACGGAUAUAUCUGCAUCCGAUGUUAAGGACAAGGCUACCACGCAGGCAGAACAAUGGGGUCUAUGCGGUCUCGUCAGACAAAGAGAAUUAUCUGAUUGCCGAACAAACGGGAAACCUAUGAGCAUCAUUGAGCUUGUCCCCUUCUGCGCUGCAGAUGGUUCCAGAAGCCUGACCGAAGAGAUUCAUGAUGGAACAUUUUCCAACAUUGCGCACAUUCAACGUAUUGACAAGGAAAGUCGACCGUUACGCAAAACACCGCGAAAGAUGCCUCGCAACGAACAAGAACGGGAACUAGCCGCAGUACUAGCAGCAACUGAAGCUACGCCUCCUAGAAUGCACGCCAGAUCUUCGAAGUGUCAGCUUCAAAGCCAGCUCCGGCAGGAAACCUUAUCGGCGACACAAAAUCUGGAGAACACUACGCACUCCACGCUCAACAAAUCUGCAGUGACCCCUCUCGGCGACGCUCGACCUACAAGCGUGGGAGGUUCUCAUGGUCGUCCUGGUCCGCGAAAAGAGGUGUAUUUGGAAUCGGACUCUGAACAGAAACCUUCGAAGAAGAGGGAGUUAAGAGGAGAAGGUACCUCGGAUUCUGCAAUCGGUUCUGUGCAUACCGUCUUCACUCACGAAAAUGAAAGCUCCCGCGAUUCCGGAGUCUCCCUUAGGAACAGCACCAAACGGCUCAAUCCAAGGGCAAGAGAAUUUCUGUCGUUCAACGGACAGAGCGAAGAAGUGCCAGGGGAAAACCGCACUGUCAAGUUCCGGAGAACCCUUGUGGAUGGCCUCUUUCCGAAGCAAUGCGAGGACUAUAAAGGUAAAUUGAGCCUUAACCCGGGUGUCGCUGAUCAUGUAUCACCCUACGAUCCGUUUCCCGUCAUCUCCAACCAGCCACAGCACUGUGAGAUGACUACUCACUCGAAUACUGGCUUUGGAGAGGUUCCCUUUUCGAAUGUAUCUGCCUCAGCAUUUGGUCCUCUUUUUGGAUUUGCACCCCCGGCUGGCCCUGUGCUGCCUCCAACCUUUCGUCCUACAUCGGGGUUUGCACCACCGCUCAACCUUCCUCAUCCAAGUCUUGGACUUGAAAGCGGGUUUUCAGCCACGCCUCGAGGAUCCGUGGAUUUGUCCCCCUUGAAAUCGACACUACAGUCCUUUGUCAUGAACAUGAACAACCCAUUACCUCUCGCUGUCAAUGCCCAACCUCCCCUGCGAAUGCAGCCCCUGUCAUGUGGGACUCUGGGGAGGCUCGGCUCCCAACAGGGCCCUGUUCCCAAGCCGCGCAUUCCGGAUGCCAAAGACCAGCAAGCAUACGAGGCAUGGAUCGAGUGGCGCAAGGCUACCGAACCAGGCUAUGCCAUGGAGUGCAAGAACAGACAACAGCGACGAGCUCGACGGACCGUGGACAUCGCUGUUCCUGCGCAUGUCGUCUCAAAUGUUUGAUGAUAUGACUCGAGUAACUUCGCGUUAGGAAGCACGACCGGAAUUCUCAUUCUUUUGUAUCGAUGCUGAGAAAGACCGGUGCUUGAGUACGGCAAAGUGUUGUAUAAAGCGUUUUGGGG